Penicillium longicatenatum is the source of this 1320-nucleotide messenger RNA. RefSeq names its product NAD(P)/FAD-dependent oxidoreductase. Bases 1 to 1320 code for a protein of 439 amino acids. The transcript has 3 exons. Lineage: Eukaryota; Fungi; Ascomycota; Eurotiomycetes; Eurotiales; Aspergillaceae. The record is from RefSeq and is a predicted model, not a curated record. Gene Ontology annotation, molecular function: sarcosine oxidase activity; proline dehydrogenase activity; L-pipecolate oxidase activity.
AUGGCGCUGCCACCAAAGAUUCUGAUCGUGGGAGGUGGUGUCUUUGGCCUGUCCACGGCCUUGUCUCUCAGCAAGCGCCACCCAAACUCUCAGAUAACCCUAAUUGAAAGCGCACCUACAAUUCCUAACCCGCAUGGCUCUUCUGUCGAUACCAGCCGGAUCGUGCGCGCAGACUACGCGAACAGCGCUUACUCCAAGCUCGCUGCAUCCGCUAUCCAGAAAUGGCGCAGUACCUCCUGGGGUGCGGAGGGUCGGUACACGCAGACUGGUCUGCUAUUGGUGUACCCAGCCAACAGCGCCAGCGCUAAGAAGUACGCCGAGAAGAGCUAUGCAAACGUGCGAGCGAUCGAGGGCGACAACGUCGUUUACCUACCAACCAAGAAAGAUGUCUUGGGUGUCGUACCGCCAUAUGGAGAGACAUUGGAUGUUGCAGGGGGGUAUGUGAAUUGGGGAUCUGGGUGGAGCGAUGCAGGUGCGAGUGUGAAGUUCAUCAAGGAAUUACUCGACAAAGAACAAAAGGUGGUGUUCAAGCAUGGAGAGGUGAAGCGUGUGCUUUUUGCUUCCUCUAAAAAACGUGCGACUGGUGUAGAGAUGGUUGAUGGGGAGACUAUCAAUGCUGACCUGGUUAUUCUUGCGACGGGGGCUUGGACUCCUAGACUGGUUGAUUUGCGUGGUAAGGCUGUUGCCACGGGUCAGGCGAUUGCGUAUAUCAAGAUCAGUGAUGCUGAGCAGCGUGAGCUCGAGAAUUUGCCUACGAUUCUAAACUUCGCUACUGGGAUUUUCAUUAUCCCGCCAAGGGAUAACCUGCUUAAAAUUGCGCGGCAUGCGUAUGGGUAUCGGAAUCCGACGACUGUGCCGGUGCCUGGGUCAUCUGGAGAGACGAUGCAGGUUAGUCUGCCUGAGACGGGAGUGCCGGUGCCAUUGGAAGGGGAGGAAGCGUUCCGCGUUGCGCUGAAACAGCUUCUGCCACGAUUUGUGGAUCGGCCGUUUGCUGAUACGAGGAUUUGUUGGUAUACUGAUACUCCGGAUGGCGAUUUUAUUGUUUCAUACCAUCCCGAGUACGAGGGUCUCUUCCUGGCUACAGGUGGUAGUGGACAUGCUUAUAAAUUCUUCCCUGUUCUUGGAGACAAGGUUGUUGAUGCAUUGGAGGGUACACUGGAGUCAGAGUUGCGAGCGCUAUGGGAAUGGACCGGGACGACGCCGACGUCUGCCUCUGAAGAUCUGUUUGACGGUGACGGCAGUCGAUCUGGUGAACGAAAAUCGAUUUUGAAGGAUGAGUUGGCGAAGACCAAGAAAGCUCGCAGGGACAGCGUCCUGUAA